CUUUUUAUCCACGCUGUGAUCAACAUGGCAGCAGAGAUUGUACAUCAGCUGAGCCCAGGAAAAACAGAAGAACAUGAAUCUGAGGACACCUGUGGCAUGAAAAGGAAGAUGAUAGUGAGAUUCACCCUGACAAUGUUAAGUGAGGAAAACGUGGAGCUGGAUGGGCACCAGGAACUGUCACAUCCACAACCAGAGUUGGAAGACAUUGAGGACAUUUUUAAUGAAACUGUGGUCAUGCCUGUGCAGGCAGAUUUUGCCUUUAUUUCUGCAGUUGGGAGAAUGAUUAAAGAACAUGACAAUUUGUUCUUGAAGUCACACCAAAAAUGCAAGUACAUCACAUCUGAACGGAAUCAGAUACAUUUGGCGGACACUAUGUCAGCAAAAAUCACCAUCUUCCAAUGCAUGGCCACCAAAGACACAGAACCAGGUGUUCCUGUUGUGCUGAACUUCACUGAUACAGAUAACUUCUUCUGCUGCACCAACGAAGGAGGAGAAAUUAAUUUAAAAGUUACAAGGUAUGACAAAACAAAACUACACAUCUCUGGAGAUGAUCAAGAAAAAUUAGCCCAUGUUUUCUACAUGUCUCGAACCCCGGACGGUCUCCGGCAUUUUGAGUCAGCGCUCCACAGAGGAUGGUUCAUUCACACUGUUGAGGGUAAUGCUGUGAAAAUGCAACGAGGCAAACUUACAUCCAGCAUCUGCUUUGUUUUAAUUGAGACUGAUACCACAAAAAUCGUUCAAUAUUAAAAUUAUAUUGUAGUACUAAAGCACUGGGUAUGUUUUUAUGGAAUGUAAAAAAAAAGAAAAAAGAAAAAAAUGUUAUAGGUACUUUAUCCAUAUAUUUAUAAUAUUAAUCUCUAUUUACAUCUGUCUGUAUAAGCUACUAACAAUUUGAGCCAUCCUGUUGGUUACAGUAAAUUUAUCAUUUGUCGUAUUAUCAUGUGUUCAUGUAUCUUUUUACACUUUAACAUCAGGCAUUCAAAUAAACAUUUGUGAACA
This is a messenger RNA of Ctenopharyngodon idella (grass carp), 999 nucleotides long. RefSeq lists its product as uncharacterized. NCBI's taxonomy places the organism in Eukaryota, Metazoa, Chordata, Actinopteri, Cypriniformes, Xenocyprididae. Gene Ontology annotation, biological process: inflammatory response; immune response. The coding region runs from base 25 to 747 and encodes 240 amino acids. The record is from RefSeq and is a predicted model, not a curated record. Gene Ontology annotation, molecular function: cytokine activity. The transcript is spliced from 5 exons.